AUCCUGUUAAGGAUUCCAAGAUUUGUGGUUUCUCAGAUUGCGAGUUGGAUAAAGAAAAAUUUCGUUUUUCUAAGAAUCAUAUUUAUAAAUAUUCUUAUGAUUCAUCAUUUCAAACGCUUUUCGCUGGAACUGAUAACAGUGAUCCCGAAUCUGAACUGUUUAUAAGUGCUACGCUAGAAAUUGUUUUCCUUUCACAAUGCCAGGGCCAAAUGAAACUUAAUUCGGUUCAUUUAAAAAAUCGUGAUGUUAACAUUACUGAUAAGUAUGAAAAGCCUGCAUCAGCCGACUAUGAGUAUGAUGAAGAUAAUGAUGACGACGAAGCAAAAAACACUUCGACGGAAUCUGAAAACAUUGAGAAGAUUAUUCACCCACAAUCUGUUAAGUUUGGUAAAGAGAUUGACGGGAUGAUUGUUCGAUUUGAUUUUCGUGAUGGAAUUAUUCAAGAAAUUUGUCCAAAUGACGACAAACAAACUUGGGUUAUAAAUUUUGUACGCGGAAUUCUUUCAUCUUUUCAAAAUUCAAUGCUGAGAUUCGAUCUCGAUCAUAAAACAACUGAAACUGAUAUAUCAGGCAUUUGUGAGACGUCUUAUAAAUUUGAUGGGUCUUCAAAUACAAGCAUUCACGUUGUCAAAAGCAAAGACAUUUCAUCAUGUCGAAAUCGCAACAAAUUUAAGUCAGUCAUUCAAACAGCUCCUUAUGAGUUUCGAAGGAGCGAUAUUUCAUGGUGGCCAAUUUACAAUUCUUCAAGCACUUGUAAACAAAUUAUCGACAAUUACAUCUUCACAUACAUUGAGUGCCAAGAGUCUCACAUUUUAAUUCCAUUUUCAAACGGUGCAAGUGGAGCCAUUGCCAAAUCUGUAUCAAAAAUUAAAUUAAUUGCGGAAAUCGAUAAGAAUGAACAAAACACCGAAGACGACGAACAAGAAGAAAUUAGGACUCGAACGUCCCUUCUUUAUGAUCAUUCAUUUUUGCCAAAGCCAACACACAAUGAACUAAAGAUUUCCCGUGACUUUCUGAAGCAAAUGUGUCUGUUGGGUUUUCCAAACAUUCAAAGAGAAUUUCCUGAUUAUUUUCUGAAAUUUAUUGGAGCCACCAAACAACUUUCAACUCACAGUCUACGUCAAUUGCUUGCCAGAUCAGCGGGGAUUUGUUUCCAAGGUAGAAAACAUGUGUUGGAGAGUUUGCCGUUCAUUGGUUCUCCAGCUUCUGUUGCAAUUAUGAAAGACUUCAUCAUAGGAAAUGAUAAAUCACAAAAAAUCGAUGAAGCAACAAAAGAAGUUUGGAUGAAUUCAAUUUUCUACCUUCCACAUCCAGAAGAUGAAACUCUUCAAAUUAUGUUCGAUUUAAUUCAACAUUAUGAAGUCGAACAGAAUCCAAUUUUUCUCUUAAUACCUUCGGCAGUCGUUCAUACAUUUUGCAUGCAAAAAAAUUGCAUCAAUAAUGAAAGUGCUGCCAAUAUCGUAAAAUAUUUGGAAGACAAAGUUGUGGAACUUUUGAAGUCGGAUGUUAAAGUGAGAAAAGUUUUCGAAAAGUUAAUAGUGACAUUGAAAGGAAUCGGAAACAUUGGAAUAUUGAGUAGGAAUUUUGAAAUGAUUUUGAGAGAUAUUUUGAUAGAUGAAGAUAAAAGUGAAGAAGUGAAACUGCAAGUGAUUCAAACAUUCCGAAGAACAAAUUGUGAAAAUUCGAGGGAGUUUUUCAUGGACAUUUAUCGAAAUAUGACACUUUCUGUCGACAUCAGAAUAUCGUCUUACCUACAAGUCAUCAAAUGUCCCAGUUAUUUGACAAUACAAACAAUCAAAAGAUUUUUACUUGACGAAAAAGUCAAUCAAGUUGGUUCGUAUGUUUGGUCUCAUUUGACGAAUCUCGGCAAAACUUCGUCACCUCAAAAGAUUCAAUUGCAAGGACUUUUGACCGAAGACAAACUGAGCGACAAAUUCAAUUUGAAUUUCCAGAAGUUUUCUAAGAACUAUGAAUACAGUUUGUUCUUCGAUGAAUAUAAUUUCGGCAUAACAGGUGAAAGUGAUGUCAUUUAUGGUAUCGAAUCUUACAUGCCACGAUCAAUCUCAUUUAAUGGAACAAUUAACUUAUUUGGCAACUCAAUCAAUCCUUUUGAAUUCAACAUUCGGUUUCAAGGUAUGGAGAACUAUAUCGAGUCAAUAUUCGGCCUUUCGGGAGCUUUAAACUUCAAUCGAUUAUUGAAUAAAUUUGGAUUCGUCUACGAGAAGAUAAAAAAGCUUUUCAACUUUGAAAAUGAUAUCAUCGACAGUGUUUUGAGAUCGAAGCGAGCUGCUUCAACUUCAGAAAAUCUUAUUGAAAGCUUUCCGUUUGAGAAGAAUUAUGAUUUCAACAGCCCAGAGGGAUAUUUUGAAUAUAAAAUAUAUGGCAAUGAUCUUAGUUUCCAUUACUUUCAAGGAUUUGACGAACUUAGCAACACAAUAAAGAAAUUUGUGCCGAUUGAGAAAGUGAAAAACAUUUUUUCGAGAAGAGAAGAAAUUUUCAUUCAAUCGGGAACUUUGAUUGAUGCUUCGUACACAGUUCCCACUUCAACUGGUUUUCCACUAGUCUUAAGUGGCUUUGGAGCAUAUUCCCUUGACAUGAGAUAUUACGGAUCAAUAAACGAUAAGAAAGAUUGGGAAUCUUAUCUUCUAGAUUUCCAUGGGAAAGUUAAUCCAAGUUUGUCGAUGGAAUUUAAUGUCAAACUUCUCAUAGAUUUGAUUCACGCUUCGUCUGACGUUAAAGUUAAGUCAAACAUUUUUUCAAAUUAUGGAAUCGAAACUGAUUUGAACAUCGAAGGAAUUAAAAAAGCUUCAUUGAAAGUGAAACUUCCACAAGAUCGAAAUGACAUUUUCAGUGUUCGCUCGCAACUUAUUGGGAAUAUUGAGGGACAAGAAAUGCUUCUUCGAGGAAUACCUCAUCGGUACAUGAAUUCAACUUGCACAUGGCCAUCGAUUGACGAUAUGCUUGGACUGAAACUUUGUAUCGAUUACAGUGUACCAGAUGUCAGUGAUGCAUCGAAUGUGUAUCCGAGUCUUGUUCUAAGUGGGCCAAUAGUCUUCGACAUUCAUCUCGACAAAGCUGAUUUGAGUGCAAAAGUUUUCAAUUUCGAAUAUCAAUGGAACAACAAAGGAAAUAUUUCAUUCGGGUCCAUGAAUUUCUUAACUCCAAACUCAAAAAUUCCUCGUGAACUCUCAGCAACACUCAGAAUCGAUGACGAAUAUCACAAUGUAACGAUGAUGUUUAAAAAUGGUCAAAAAACUCAAACAGCUCAUGGUUUAAUUAGAAGCACACCGAAUGCUAAAAUGAUGGAUCUCUCGUAUAGCGUCAAUGAGAAGAAUUAUUUCUCACUCGUGUUAAGUUCAUCGAAAAAAAGAUUGUCGCCCUCGAAAAGUUCAAUAAACCCGAGAUUCAUGUUAGUCAUAAAUGAUCAAAAAGUUGCAGGCAUGACGGGAUUGAUUAAAACAAUUGAAAAAAAUAACGUGACGCAACACGAUGUGGAUCUAAGAUUCGAGACGAAGAAAAUGCAAUCCUUGGCAAUUGGGCACAUUAUCAAGACGGAGACGUCUCUGACCACAAAGAUGCAAUAUACUUACAAGUUUUCAGGAAAACAGCCAGAAACUAUCGAAGUGGAUACCGAGUUAGCUAACAGAAGUCAAAGAAUGCGUGGGCGGACUGAAUAUCAUGGUUCACUGAAGUUUGUUUCUUCAGCUUACAGUCAUUAUAACUUUGCGUCGGACUGCUCGUUGCUAUCAUCGCAAGGUCAUAUUGAAGCGAAGUUUGGCGUCAACAACGCUCCUGAUUUCAUUGAUCCUUCGUACAAUUUCCAAACAAAGUUGACUCUUGCCAAAAAUUCCGAUGACAGUAAAAACUCCCGCACAAUGUUUUCAGUCGAAGUUACUCGACCAAAAUCAAAUAUUGAUUUGAAAUUUUAUGUGAAACAUGAUGAACAUUAUAAGAAUGGAACUGAACAUAACGUCAUAAUGCUUUUACGUUAUAGCACGAAUAAGGAAGUCAUUGGAACAGCUUCAGUUUUAAUUCCACGUGGAUCUCUUUUCGGAAUUGAUACAAGAUUCACAUUAUCAAUUCCUGAAAUGAAUUCAUGUUCUGCAGCUGUGAAGAUUAAGGAGCGUGUCAAGAAAGAUUACAUCGUUGACGUUAAUGGCGAAUGGUUCACAGGAGAAAACAUCAAAUUCGUUGGACUUUACCAGGAUCGAACGUCAAGUAUAAAGAGAUAUCAUAGAUUGAAAAGUGUCAUCAGUAGUAACAGCUUCGAUGAGAUUACUAGCGUUGUGAAGUAUUCAAGAGAUCCCCGAGAAUUCAAAGUUAAAAUCAACACUGAGUACAAGAAAAAAACUUACACAUUUUCGAUUCAAUCUCUUGAAGAAACUCCAAAGAUUUUCAUCCUUCAAACUGAAUUAAAUUGGGCAGAAGCUUCUUAUUCACUCAACACAAACUUAAGUUUACAAGGAAAUGGUUUACUUAAAGCUGAAGUUCAUUUGGAUCGAAUUCGUGACAUUCAUCUUGAGACUUGGGGAAUUGCGAAACGAUUUAGUAAUAAUUUCGGACUUGAAUUUAAAUGGGAUGCAAAUCGAAAUCCGUCACAAAAGUUCAUAUUGAAUUAUGAGUUUGACCAGAUUAAAGCAAAAGUGUACAGCGGAAAUAUUCUUGUGAGUUAUCCCGAACGAACAUUGAAUGGAAAAAUUUAUUUAUCAAAUGAAAGUCCAUAUUUGGGUAGUUUGAAGUUUUCAUGGAGUGCCGAUGAAGCAAUUGAAAUUGCUUAUUCCAUUGGAUCUGAUUUUCAAAGUCACACGAAGCUUUGGGCUGAAUUUAAAUUCGAUACGCCGUUUAAUGGUUGGAAGAGUAAUCGGCUAAACGGAAGCUUUUAUCAAAAGGAAAAUCUUUUGAUGCUUUCCGCUUAUAUGAAUUGGGCGGAGAAACAAAAUCUCAGCUAUGACUUGCUCAUCGAUUAUCUUUUAAACGAACGAGAACUUUCAGCCGAAUUAAAGACGAACGUUCAAAGCACAGUUGCCGACAUUCCACUCAUCCAUGCGCACUUAAAGCAUCUUCAAAAACAUGAUGAAGUUUAUUCAGUGAUUUUAUUCAAGCAUAAAAAUCUUGUUAGCACUGAUUUCCGAAUCUUCUCUUUGAAUUCAAAUUGGAAACAUUUUCAAAACAUUCAUCAUCGGAACAUUACAGGAUCGGUGACAUUUUCCAGUCCAUUUGAAGGCUACAAUACCGGAGCUUUCAUCACCAAAUUUUCCGUUACCAAAAACCGCCAACUUUAUGGAAUUAUUGAUGUCGAUAUUGAUGAUCGAUUAUAUCUUUUCGCUAUUGAAGGCUACAUGAGAACGAUAUUUGACAACAUGAUUUCAUUUAAUUUAACAACGCCAUUAAAGAAUUUUCCUUACCUCCUUGGAAAGUUUGGAAUUGUUGAAAGUUCGCGUUAUUUGAUUGCUGACUUAGAAAGUCUAAAUCGAUCGCUGGGAAUUGAGAUGCUGUAUGAUUUCAUUUCGAUAAAUAAUUUUAACUUAAAGUUUUAUAUUGCAACACCCCAAGCAAGCUUUCAGAGAGUCUUAGCGAUUGGGGCCAUCAAGGAACACAUGAUUCAUUUUGAAGGUGCCUGGAAUAAGAUAAGCUUGGGAUUCAAAGGAGUUUGGUAUCAGAAAAGCUACAAAGAUUUUGAAUAUUCUUAUAAAGUCUUCACGCCACUCACACAUUUUGAAGAAAAUGGUUUGGUUACCAAAAUAAAAGUCACGGACAUUCAGAAUUACGACGUUGAGUCCACGUUCAAACUGGGGAAAUAUAAAGUUGGAGUUAAAGCGUGUGGCGAACCGAAAACACAAUUAAUUAAUCAACUCGGCAUACAAAAGGCAAGUUACAUUCGAGAGAACGUUUAUCUUGACGACGACAUUAAAAGCGAUGAAAUUUCUGAAGACAAGAAGCUUGACAUUGACAGCUUUGACGAGUUUUACAGUACAACUGGACGUUUUGAAUUGCACACAAUAUUUUGGAAUUCAUUCGAAGGAAAUUAUGAAGUUCAACAAGUGGGAGAAACUUAUCACGGCUUCGCAAAGGUUUCGCUUCCAUAUGGAGAAAUCACUUUACGAAACAAAUUCGAAACCGAUCAAAAUUCUUCUUAUUCCAAUAAACUUCAAAUAGCAACACCGAUUAAGAAUUUUAAAUCGAUUGUUUCCAAUUUCAAGAUGAAACUUGUGAGUGCAAAAGAGUUCACAACAAAGUUUGAUAUUGGUACAGUUGAAGGAAAGAAACUGAAAAGUUAUGGAUUCAAAAUGAGUUAUUUGCUUCCAUUGCACGAGACAACAACUGUUCAUGAUGUCACAUUGGUUGUUUUACAUCCAUCUAUAAACACUUCGAGAAUAAAUAUUGAAGCCAGAGUGGAAACGUUAAAAGGUUCAAUUUGCAGCUCUCGUCUUGUUAUUGAUGGGCUUGACACAUAUUUGAUGAUAUCUGGAGCAGUAAAUAAAACAACGCCAAACAAGGACUUCGACAUUUCCUUCAAUCUUCAUCUCAAAUCUCCUGUCAUCAAAUUUUAUUCAUUUGAAAGCUUCUUGAGUAGAAAAGUUAUUGAGAAUCGGAACAAAAUUGCAGGUCAUUUCAAUUUGCAAAAGGAAAAUGAAGAGAACAAUUUUGAAGCUGCAUUGGAAUGGAAUCAUGACCAAAAAGACAUAAUCGACGGAAAUUUAAUGGUCAAGACAAGCCUUUUCCCAAUUCGUAACUUCAACACAAAAAUUUUCAUCACCGAACAUCAAAAUCCUGAAUUUAAUCUGCAAAUUCUUUACGGAGAUCAUCUCAAUAAUUUAGAGAUGGUGAAAUUUAAUAUAAUAAGACAAGAGAAUGUGUUUGAAGGAGAGUUGACUACGCCAUUGAAAGAAUAUUCGAAUGCACGAUUUAAUGGAGUUUUGCAAGAGAAAGGUCAGCCAGGAAAUUUCAUUGUCAAGGGACACAUUUUCAUCAAACUGUUGCCGCAUGCCUUUGAAGGAGAGUUGACGUUACUUAAGAAUCUUCCAAUUCACGUGGACUUAGUGUUCAAAGAUCAGGAAGACGUCAUCGCUUUAUUGGACUAUAAUUUGGAGUUUGAUGAUUUGAAACGAUCGAUUAAAUUAAAGGCAACCAAAGAUUCAGAUUUUAUCAGCUUCCAAAGUGAACUUUACGUGCAAUAUCUCAUGGAUUGGGCUUACAACAUUAAAAUUCUUUCAUCCGAGGCAAAUCUCAAUCAAAUUAUGCUUUCAACAACAUUAACUCCAUUGUCGAAUGCUGAAUAUGAAGCUUCAUUUGAAAUGAUCACACCAUGGUCGGAAAGUUUUAUUGACAGAGUGAACAUUUCGUCGGGGUUGAAGAUGACUGCAAAUGACGGCGAUUUUAAAUUGUCUUACGAGAUUUCGAAGAUCAAUGGCAAUGGUGGAUGUUAUUGGAAAUGGCUACAGAAAUCACAGAAACAAGAUUAUCAAUUGAAGAUAUUCACACAAAGGAAAACGAAGCAAGAACAUUUCACAACUGAAAUUAUUUACAGAAAUUCAUCAAAGACUGCAACCGACUUCUUGUUCUUAGUGUCAGUUGAAAAUCUUUGGAAGAUUUCGUCACAUGCGUUGUUUAAUAUUAGAAAUGUCGAGAACAUGACAUUGAAGUACGAGUUGAGUCUUCCAGAACCAAUCGAAGGAAAUCAUAAAAUAUUAGCCAACUACAAGGGAAAUCAUUUCCCACCAAAGAUUUCUCCUGACUCGUUCAUCGAUGUCGAUUUUUCAUACGAGAACGAAAUGACGACGACAGACUUAAAAACCAUGGGAACGUUGAAAGAUUUUAAGAACGUUGAUAAUGAAAUUAUGUUCAAAUGGGGAGAUAAAACGUCACCGAAAAUUUUGCAAUCCAAUUUUUCUCUUCAAACGCUCGAUCAGAACUCGAAUUGUUUAUGGGAACUCUCAACACCUUACUAUGAGAAUGAAAAAACAUUCAAUUUAAAAGGAAAUUUCAUUCCCAAAGAUGAGUUCAAAGUUAUUCAUGCGACAGUUCAUUCACCUGAGUCACAACAAAUUAUUAUUGGCGACAUGGCAUUUGCUGACAUCACAAACAUGAAAGGUUACAUCAACUGUUCGUUGCCAGUCUUCAAUGUCUCUUGGUUUGAUGUCAAUUUCGAUUUCGAUGCUCAAGAUCAAGAGAGUGGAAAGUUCAUCAAAGCGACAUGGCCUGAAAAUUAUGCACUUUUGGAUUCAAAAAGCACUUUUAUCAACCAAAAUGACCACAGAGAAUGGAAGGGCACAGUCAAAACUGAAUUGCCAUUAUAUUCAAAGCACAUUGUGCAGAUUAUUUAUGGCUUGAAGGAAAAAUCACAAAUCACAACAGGCGACGCUUCAGUUGAUUAUAAUUCAAAGAACAUCAUCAACAGUCAUUACACUUCGAAAACUGAAAUUUAUGACGAAGACGAAUCAAAGAAUGUCAUCAAUCUAACCAUCGAAAACGAGUUUACACCCAUAGGCAUGCAUUACACUCAUCAGAGGAAGAACGACCAAAUGAAAACGUCGAAAGUUAAUACGAGACAUUUGGAACUUUUCGAUCUACGCAAAGACAAUCGAUUCAACAUAACUGGAGAGUUCACUGUAGAAGUCAGUGAUGGAAAAGAAGACUACAAGCUCACAGCUAUUCAUCCUAACAGAACAAUUGUUUUGACAUCGAGUUACAAUCAGAACAAGUCAAACACUUUGCAUAGUUCAAAAUUGGAGCUUGCAAGUAAUAUUUGGUUUGGAUAUAACAUCGAACUUCUUAAUCGAACUGUUGCGUCAGUUGAGAACCAAGAAGUCAAUUUGGAAUUGUUUUAUCCAACUCGAAAUGUUUGGCUGAAAUGUUUUUAUCUUUUGAAAAGUGAUCAAUUUCUGGGCGAUUUGACUGUUCAAUUGAAGAAAACUUUAGCAUCAGAGACAGAACAAGACGAUGAAGUGGUAGAUGAAGAUUCAGACAACGCACGCGACACAGAAUUGAAAACGAUUCAAGGAAAUAUUCAAUGGAAUGAUCUUGAAGCACUUUCAAAGACCAAAGAUCAUCACAAAUUCACAAUUGGGCUGAAACAUCCUUCAUUCGAGAAAGACGUGACAUUGUCAGGAUUUUUACUACGCGAUGCAUCAGAGAAAGCAAGAAUUGACCUCGAAUAUGAUUACAGCAUCGAUGGCAGUCAUCUAGCGAAAUUUUCAGCUGAAAUUGCCAACUUAACUAGUUUUGUCGGCUACAAAAAUUAUUCGAUUUCAGUUUUAGGGUCGCAUGAAGCUUCAGAGUUUGAUUUGAAUUUUUCAGGUUUUCUCGGUUUGAAACCAAAUAAAUAUAAAAUUGAAGCUUCGGGAUUGUACAAGCGAGCUUAUCUGCCUGAGCAGGAAAUGGAACUUUUAGCUUAUGCAGACAUCAAUAAUAAGAAAAUUAAAGUUUAUAGAUCGACUCCGAAUAAAUUGAUUGACGUUUAUGCAACGACAAGUUUGAACUUUCCAAUCUACUCAAUCGAUACAAUUUAUGUUGACAGCCCUGAUUAUGAGUCUGCUGGUACACUUGUUUUGAACAUUAUUGAUCGUUUUAUUGAUGGAAAUUUAAACUUUACAUUUGAUGCAUCACAAAACUUACAAAUUCGCGGAGAUAUUCCCGACACUCGCAGUGCUUUCUUCAACAUAUGGAGAAACUAUGACGAUGUUCGAGUUAACGACAUUUCUUAUUUUCUUAUGAUGAACCACUCGAGACUUAUUUCGAGCAAGUUGAUUUGGCGGCCAAGUUUGAGAAAAGAAUUUAAAGAUUCAAUCAAAACAUUUAUGACAUCUCGAUAUAGUUCAAUUGCCCAUGAAAUCGAUUAUUGGAUUAGGAUUUUAUACAGUGAAACAAAAGAUACAGUGAAAGGAGUUAUGGAUGAAUCCAAAACUUUCACUCAAGAUUUUCUUGAAGAUUUGUCAUCGAUCAAAGACAUUGACAAGGAUUUGUCGUCGUUUAGAACUUUUCUGAAUAAUUCCUACUAUGCUGAUGAUUUCUACAUUCAAUCAUUCAUAAACUUCACGUUGACUGUUCUUGAUGAACUUGCCAUCACUGACCACUUACAAACAAUUCCAAGAAUCUUCAAAGAGAUGUGGGAAGUUCUCGGAGAAUCAAGUUUGGCUUUUAAGAAUUCAAUUUUGUGGAUCUUAGACACGAUAAAAGUUUCUUACAAAGAGUCCAUCGAAAUGUUCAAUCAGUUAUUGCAAGGCAACUCAUUAGAUCAUCUCACAAAGUUCCUCGAGAUAUUAAUUGAAAAAUAUGACAGAUUUGUGAAAGAUCUUCAUGUUACUUUUAUGAAUUACAUCGAGUCGAUGUGGGAUAAUCUUGUUUACACAGUUUCAGUUUAUUGGAAUCGCAUUUUGCAGAAUAUUGAACCACAAAUCAUUCGCAGCAUUCACUACAUCGAAUCUGUUGUGUGGGGAAUCAGCACAGAAGUCUUUGAUUUCAUGUACAAUCGCACAAACGAACUCAUUGAGUCUCCGUAUUUCUCGAAAGUCUCGAACAUUACUCACGAUUUGGAUGUUUUAUAUCAAGACUUACAACACAACGACAUCUUCGUCAAUUUCCGUAAAUAUUCUGGAGUUAUGUGGCAAUUCCUGAAAGAAAAGUUCUUAAGCAUGGUUCCGUUUGGAAAAGAGAUUAAAGAAAUUUUCGCUGAUGUUAGCUUGGAAUUGAAGGAGUUACAGAAAGUGGAGCCUUUGAAAGAAACUGUCCAGAGAUAUGAAGACAUCAUCGCAAAGAUUUCAUGGCUUAUGAAUGAAUUUCAAUUGGAAAAGCGAAUAAAUUUACUCAUCGAUGUUCUCAAAAAGAAGCUCAAUCGAAUCACACAAAAUGCUUUACAGACUGACGACGUUUAUCGAGAAGCCAAAACCAAAUUCAUUUUAGAUCCGGACAUGGGAAUCAUCGAAUGGGAACAGAAACUUCCAAUGGCAUGGCAUGCGUUUAACGAAACUCCCCAAUUUGAAGAAAUUCCUGAAUACAAACUCUUAACUGGUGUGCAAUCAUUCUUGUUCAAUAAGAGAAACACUUCGAUCUUUAACAUUUACUACGGCCUCAAACCUUUAAGUGAACCUCAGAACUUCCUACCGCCUUUCAAUUCAUAUGCUUUACUUGUUGGCUCUCAACACAUCAUCACAUUCGAUAAAAUCAAUUUGAAUUUAAACACCGCUGAAUCUAAUGAAGAUUCGAGAACUGUUACAAUUUUGAACUCUGAUUGUUCUCAUCUCUUAGCUCACGAUUUUGUCAGCAAUAAAUUUACACUGAUUUUGAAAUCUGCAACAUCCACAGAUGGAUCUUUGGCGAAGAAAUCUUUCGUAAUUUAUUCUGGAAGUGAGAAGAUUGAAAUCGAAUUGGGAGAUCCAUUAGGUGCAAUUCAUAUUGGAGAGAAUUUGACUUCAGUGCUGCCAACUUCAAUUGGCGAUCUUAUGAUAAUUAGAGAGAUUCACAUCAUAACAGUUUCAUCACGUAAAGGCUUCAUUGUACGUUGCAACUUAGAAUUUGACUUGUGCACCAUUGAACUGAGUGGAUGGUUCUUUGGAAAAGUCGCAGGCAUACUUGGAACAAUGAAUAAUGAACAUUUUGAUGACAUGAUGAAAUCAGACAAUGUAAUAGCCGAACGCGAGCAAGAAUUCAUUGAAAGUUGGCAAACAGAUUCAUGCGUUGCAUCAGAAUUAUCAUCAACAGAUGACAAAUUCAAUGUCAAUUCAUCAGUCAGUUGUGAAAUUAUGUUUAAAAUGAAAACUUCAUAUUUUGCAAGCUGCUUCUCAAUCAUUGAUUCUCUUCCAUUCUAUCAAAUGUGUUUGAGUCUUAAUCAACAGCCGAGAUAUCAAUUGACAAACGAAGAAGCUGAGAAAGCUGCUUGCACUUCUGGAAUUGCUUACAUCGAAGCAUGUUCGUAUGCGAAUGUUCCUUUAAGAGUUCCUGACACAUGCAUUAAUUGCAAGCUUCCUAAUGGUUCGAGAAUUCCUGAAGGUACUUUCACUGAAAUCAAAGGUGACCAAGUGAUUCCGGCAGUUGACGUCGUGUUUUUAUUAGAUGCAAAGAAAUGCAACACCGACAAUACAAAGAGAAAACUUUUAUCAACCUUAGCUAUGUCAUUGACCAGAGAAUUUAAACUUUCAUCAAUUGACCAUCAUCGAUUUUCUGUGGUGAUCUUUGGUGGAUCUGAAGAGUUUCAACAGCCACGAAGUAUCACAUCAAAUGGAAAUGUCUUCACAACAGCUGAUCGAAUCUCAACUUACUUUGAUCAUGUUAAUGAAGGAAAUGGAACUGCUGAUGUGUUGACGGCCAUUGCAUUUGCUUCGAAAUUGAUUUUCAGACCAACUGCAGUCAAAACUUUCGUCUUGUCUUUGUGUGGAAAGUGCGAAUAUAAUCUUUUGAAGUUUGACUUCAAAUCCGUUUCUCAAUUACUUCGUGAGAAUGACAUUAGUCUUCAUAUCUUAUCCGACAAUCCUUUUAAUUCAAAGAAAGUUAUUGGAAUUGAUCAACUUUAUGCUUACACCGGAAAGGAUCUGUCAAAAAUAACUGGAGAUGAGAAUUUAAGAAGGAAUGCGCUUUCAUUAGAAAGCCCUCUUCGUCAAUGUUCAUCAUUAGCUUUUGAAACAGACGGCUCGAUAUUUUCUUUAAAAAAGUCCAAUAAGAAGACUGAAAACGACAUGAGAAUAAAUCUGUUUGCACAAAGAAUUGCGCUUGGUUCACGAGUCAAAUCUUGUCAUUUGUGCGAGUGUGAAGGUUACAAUUCAGGCACAGCUUACCUGACCUGUAUGAGUUGCGAAGAUCAAAGUUCAAUUCAUUCUGAUUAUGAUAUCGAGGUUGAAGCUGACAUCGGCGAUUUCUAUGACGAUGACAUUUGAAAUGAUGGCAAAUAAAAUAAAUAUUUCAUCAACUUUUAAAUCGUUUUAUUCCUUUUCAUAAAGUUAUUUUAAUAAGUUCAAUAUUAUAAUAAGAAAGGCAACAGAGGCUAAAUAUUUGACAUAAUUUUCUUGUAAUUCUUUAGAGAUUCCAUCACAGAGAAGAACUUUCUUUUACUUUUAUAUUUAUAUCUCAUCAAAUCAUUUGAUUGUAGCUUUGAUGGCAGUUUUCGAAUAAAGCUUUUGAAAUAUUUGUUAUUAAUAUUAAUUAAAUUCUUGAUGCUUCAAUAUUUGUAACUAAUUAUUAAUAUUUCUUGCCUUUAUCUAAUGAUUUAGCUAAUAAAUUUUCUCUUAAAUGACAUCAAUUUUAUGUAGUUGAAACUUUUCUAAAUAACUUUUCAGUGACUACAUUCUAU
Molecule: messenger RNA, 13279 nt
Organism: Clunio marinus
Lineage: Eukaryota; Metazoa; Arthropoda; Insecta; Diptera; Chironomidae
Source: the annotation of a GenBank genome assembly